Scomber japonicus (chub mackerel) is the source of this 1266-nucleotide messenger RNA. It is a transcript of the gene mis18a, whose product is annotated as MIS18 kinetochore protein A. Bases 1 to 624 code for a protein of 207 amino acids. The transcript has 5 exons. Gene Ontology annotation, cellular component: chromosome, centromeric region; chromatin; nucleus. Gene Ontology annotation, biological process: CENP-A containing chromatin assembly; chromosome segregation. The record is from RefSeq and is a predicted model, not a curated record. Lineage: Eukaryota; Metazoa; Chordata; Actinopteri; Scombriformes; Scombridae.
AUGGCGGCGAAACAAAACUUAGUAAAACGCCGACAGAAACGUAUAGAUAGCACAUUUGAUCUUCACAGCACAGACUCUACCGCCAUCGAGGAAAAAUUGUUCGGCCAAACAGAGGAGGACGAGGACGAGGACAGCCGGACGGCAGACGACGGACCUGUGGUCUUCAUCUGCGGGAAGUGCAAGUUACCAGUGGGGGAUUCACUGUCCUGGGAUGGAAGUGAAGAUGACCAAAACCAGAUAAGGCUUAAACGGGUCACUGAAAACGUCUUGGUUGGAAAGGACACUCGCCUGCAUGAACCUAACAAAAGAUCUCUUUGUCUGAUUGUGGAUCUCAUCUGUCGAGGCUGCCACUCUUUGCUUGGCAUGGUUUACGCAUCCACCCCUAAGAGCAUGGACCACAAGAGGUUUACAUUCUGUUUCAAUGUUGCAGACAUCGACAGCUAUGUGCUCGGUUCUGCAAGCCAGAUGUUGGCAGCAGAGGGCCCCAAAGAGCAGGCAGUCACGUUGGAGUACAGAGGCAUUGUGGAACAGCAGCUGUCAGAGAUGAAAAUGCUGGUCGUGUCCAUGGCGCAGAGGCUGGAGGAGAUCGAGGCUGGCCUUCAAGAGGGAUGUGACGAGGCGUGACAGUGAUGGACGUCAACUCGUCUGGGUGGGUGCUUUGUCCAGUUGUUAAAUGUGAGGAUUUAAUAUCCACACUCCUCACGUUAACGCCUCUUCCUCGAAGUUUCAUCUCAGCAACAUUCCCUCAGUUUUGUCCUAGCCUCACCUUGUGCACAAACAUCUACACAUGUGCACACACAGUUCCCAAUCCGCUUUGUCCUGACUACCAGUAGUGAAACAAAGACUGUCUGCACUUGUAAUCAAUCACGUUGUCAGCUCGCCUCCUGCGGCUCAUGGCACCAUCUUCUCUGUGUGUCUCGGUGCAGAGUGAAUGUACGCUGUGAGCAGAAUGUUUAUUUGUUCAGGUUUUCAUCAGGCAGUGCUGCACACUCAGCACAAUGCUGUAUUGAUCAGGCCAUCUGAGGCCACACACACACUUUUUCUUUGUUCUCUUCUUCAAGCUUGUAAUCUUGAAGCCAAACAGCAUCGCUGCAUUUAUGUUUUCAGUCGCCUGGUUGAAGCUAAAAUUAAAGACACAUACUCUUUUAAUAUUGAUUGUAUCACAGUCAAACACAUUAUUGGAUUAUUAAUUAUUCACUUAGACAUUAUUAUAAGUCUCCUCUGUAUUGAGGAGUCUUAUAAUAGGAGUUAACAAUUCCAAUGAAA